This is a messenger RNA of Drepanopeziza brunnea f. sp. 'multigermtubi' MB_m1, 900 nucleotides long. RefSeq lists its product as uncharacterized. Gene Ontology annotation, cellular component: cytoplasm. The record is from RefSeq and is a predicted model, not a curated record. Gene Ontology annotation, molecular function: guanyl-nucleotide exchange factor activity. Lineage: Eukaryota; Fungi; Ascomycota; Leotiomycetes; Helotiales; Drepanopezizaceae.
AUGGAGCUUUGGGCGUCCGGACUCAACGCCUGGGGCCAGCUCGACUUCUCCGAUCGAAAUGGCGGGGAUGAAUUCGCCAAGGAUGAUCUGAAGAGCUUCAAGUGUAUCCUGGAAGAUCACAGUAUCCAGAUCCUGAGAACCUCGAUUUCGGCAACGCUCGUGUCAACUCAUGCCGGACUCCGAACAGCAGGUACUCCAGACAAGUUUAUCCAGCUCUGCCAACGAUCGGAUGGCCUUCCCAAUACCGCCAUAGCAGGCAACGACCAAAGAGCAGAAUUUACGCCUGGAGGUAAGGAUACGCACAUCUUGACCCAGUACAAAUCCUUCGACGAUGCAGCGCAAACACUUGGAGAGUACGAGGAGAUGGAAGACAUAGUCGCCAACCAAACAACUUUCACAGCUCUCGCCAAGUCCGGUCGCAUAUACACAUGGGGAGAUGCGCGAUAUCCAAACUGUCUCGGCCGGGACAUCGGUGAGAAUCCCGCAGGCGAGCCAAGCAUCGUUGAGGAUCUGGCCGAAGUCGCUGCGAGCGGCAUCAAAAAAAUAUCUUCCGGUGGGUACGUCACAGCUGCGUUGACAAGGGACAAUGAUGUCUAUGUCUGGGGUGGCAGAGCCGGUCAAAAACCCUUGAUAGACGGGCUGGAAGGGAGUCCAACGCCGAUUGAUUUAGAUGGUGAAGAUUUUCUCGAUAUAGCCGUUGGGAUGAACCAUAUGCUUGUUCUGACCACCGGGCGGAAGCUAUUGGUCGUUGGUUUGGGGGAGAAUGGCCAGCUUGGGUUGGAUGUGAAGGAGGUCGAGAACUGGACAAAGGUUGAUUUGGCGCUGAAGGAGGGCCAGCAGAUCGUAAGUAUCCAUGCUGGCUACAAGAACUCCUUCCUGUUAGUAGACGCUGUACUAUGA